AUGGUGCGACCGCGGCUCAUAGGCCUUUUGGCCGCUCAUUUUGCCUCGUCAGAUCUCAGUCGGGUGGAGCGGCUGCGCCGGUUGCUCCACUCAGUGGAGGAGCAGACUUGGCGUGUUCCGCUCUUGGUCAGCUGGUCAGCAGAAGAGGCAGAGGCCGACAAGGCCUAUGGCGUGGCCGGAAAAGCACAAGCCGUCCUUGAUGAGUUCCAAGAGAGGGGUGUCAUCCAUGCAAUGCCUCGCCUGCGUGGCCGGCGCUCGCAAUUCCAGCACUACGCGCGCUUGAGGGAGAGCCUCAGGCGGCAUGUAGGAGAUGAUGCGCCGUGGGUCUUUUUCUCCGACGAUGAUGACCUUUGGCACCCGAAACGUGCGGAGGAAUAUGGUGCUGCGAUUCAGGAGAGGCCAAAUCAAGAACCAGUAGUUCACUCCAGGAUUCACCUGACGCCUGGGCUGGGUCCCCGUUUGCCACUCACUGCCCGUGCUGCGGACGUGACACGGAUGGAGGCAGACGGGUUGCUACGUGUGGCCAUCAGCGCGGAGCAGGAAAAACCAGGACUCUUUGGUACGGCGACGGGCGAAUACUUCGAUGCCGCGGCGGAGUUCCAUGUCUUUGAUGACUUCUUUGAGCGGCACAAUGACCGGGUCAUUGCCAAUCAGUUUGCGGACAUCCGCUUCAGAACUCAUCUCUUGCGUGGUCCUGGCCGUGUGCAUCGGUUUCUUCCGCGAAGCGCAUCCGGCAACAAUCGAGAAGGCCACCUUCCUUGGAUGUAUUUCUAUGAUAGGCCAACGAUGCCUUACAGUACACCGCCUGGGGAGGAGGAUCUGCAAUAUGUCUCCACCGAGUUGCCUGAUCCAAAGCGGAUUGCCGGCAUGCGGCAAACCUUGGACUGCGUGCUUUUUCAGCUGACCCCUACGAAAGGGCCGUUGGAGAUCACCGAGCAGGAGUUUGCUCAAUCCUUGGUUGGCACCUUGAAUGAGGUGACCUCUGCUAGUGGCUAUGGCCUUGGACCGUUGCCGGAAGCAUGGAGUGAAAGUUGUGAAAUCCUAGGCCCUGCGCAAACCGCCAUCGUCCAACGCAUUGAGCUGCGGUUGGCACAGCUAGCAAAACUACCUAUCGAGACCCUGGAGAGACUGGUCGUUGUGCGCUAUGAGCCGGGCCAAGAAUUUACUGUACAUCAUGAUGGGAAGUUUCGGCCUAUCACCAUCUUUCUUUACCUCAACGAGCUCCCAGACAAUGCUGGGGGCGACACGUUUUUCCCACAUCUUGGCUUUAGCUUCGUUCCGAGAACAGGCUGCGCCGUGAUGUGGCCCAACGCACAGCCUGACGGGAAGGAGGAUAGCCGCAUGGUGCAUGCUGGCCGGCCACCAACAGUUGGGGUCAAGUUUGGUGUGAACUGCUUUUUCAAUGUGGACACCAAGCGGCUGGUGAUGUCGCCCAGCAUGAAUAUGGAUGCAACGGAAUGUCACCGUGUCGAUGUUGCUGCUCUUGAAGCUCAGCUGGUCAAUGUUGAGGACCCAUCGGUACGCCGAAGGACCUUCACGUUGAAUACUGAACCUCAGAUCCGUGCUGUGCCACAUUUCCUGACUCCUGAGGAGGUGAGAGAGAUGCUAGCAGAUGCCGAAACUGAUCAAGGCGGAGAGCCAUGCUUUGGGGGUGCCACCGUCCUUUUGAAGACUUUCCCUUUUGGGGAGCGGCCUGUGGUAGAGACGGUGGAGGCACGCUUGAUCUCCUGGAAUGAGUUUGCACCGGAGAACCUGGGGCAGCUGAAACUGGUGCGGGGGAACACUCAACCAGGGCUUGGAAAUCGUGGAGGUGGACAACGGUGCGCCAGCAUUUGCCUGUGUGACCAGGCGGAGGUCCACUUCCCUCACUUGGGGCUUCUCUUGGCCAUGCGGAUGGGAGAUCUGGUGGAAUGGCCCAACGCUUGGUUUCAAGAAGAGACGGAUAACAAGGAGAAAGUCACGCUGCAGCCACAGCAGGGGGAACAGGAUGCGCGUCGCGAGAUGCUGCAUGGCACGUGGCAGGGUCACGCAGAGCCUGAAAACACCACAGCUCCAUGCUGGCACACGCACCCGUCCUUCCGGGACACAGAGUCGGCCUUGAGGAUCGGCGAGCCGCACUCGAAGAUCGAGUUGGCGCGGAUCGGCGUGACCAGACGACCAGGUCUAAACAUGUCUGUAGACUCUUGAUUCACAACCCCACCCAAAUGAACAUCCUCUUCAUACGAGGGGUGUAUUAACCAAGAGUCUAUGUCUACUGGAGCAGUUUUUGGACAUCAUAUAUUCCUAUGUCACUCGGAGACGGAAGCUGCAUGUUGGAUCUCCGCAGCAGAGAGUGACUCCAAGCAUGAUCCGGUCGAGUUCAGAGCGGGGGGACAGCCCCUCCCGGCUACGUGGCACCUUGUCAUGUGCGUCCUUAGCCUCGAGUGGACUCUUCACCGGCACGUUGAUGUCCCGGCGUAGCCGAUCGGCCUCGGUGCCGGGACAGACGCCCAGGAGCCGGAAUCAUGGGAGAUCCUACUCACCGCGACGCUUCGCGUCGCGACAUGUGCCCUCGGCCGCGGAGGAGUUGGCGCGGAGUGAAGCCAUUGACCCGAUGGUCAUCAAACGCUUCGAUGGAUUGAUGAAGCACUUGAAGAGGAAUACAGACAAGCAGGACUUUGAGAAACAGGUGCUGGCCUCACCAUGUGAUGCUUUGGUGCCUGAGGAGUAUGAUGAAGUGCUACGAGGGGAAUUUGCUCGACAUUGCAGCUAUGGGGAGCGCUUGAACACCGAGCUGAUGCACUCGGGCAAGUGGAUCAAGAUGCUGAAGGAGCUCGGCUUCAUGCCAAGCUUUGAAAAGGAAAAGAAAGAUAAGAACAAGGAGAGCAAAACUAGACGAAGACAAGGGCCUUGCCUCACAUCGCCGGCGGUUGCGGACAUCAUCUUUCAGCGAGUGCUUCAUGACACAGAUUAUGGUGGUAAGCGCUUGACCUACGACUUCUUUUGCAAAGCUCUGUGCUUGGUGGCCGCCAACAUCUAUCCUGAGCUGGAUUGGGAAGCAGCCAUGCAGGAACUGCUCAGCCGAGUAGCCGCAGCUGCCGAAGAGGUGGAGCUGGUAGAAGAGGAGCCUCCAGAUUUCUCCUUGGAUCCCAAUGUGCUUUUGGUUCUGGAGCACUUCAAGCCCAAAUUGCAUGACCUCUUUCGCUCCUUUGCUUGCCGUCAGCUCCGGGGACCUACGGAUGCGAAGGUGGGCAGUGGCACGACCAGAUUGAAGGAACGGACCAUUUGGAAGCAGACACAGGAAACCAUGCUCGCCUCCAGGGUAUCUUCUUGCAGAGGCACCUUGAAGGAGAUUGAUGGAGAUCCUUCAGAGCUUGAGGGUGAAAGCACACGGACAUCUUUGCCUUGUGUCAAGGAGUGUGAGGGCACUGGCAUGGAAGUGGCUUCUCCAGAGGCAAAUCAGGUCGGUUCCUCACCUUUGCCAAAUCAGGUCGGUUCUCCCAGGAAGGCCAUGCUCCCCGCGGGGGCCAUUGGCUUUGACAUGAGUUCUCGAGGGAUAUCUUCACGUAGUCAGUCUCUGCUGGCUUGGGCGGAGAAUCAGGGAUACUUUAGCCCUGUAAGCCCUGGCAGCAAGAAAUCCAUGAGCAGUCGUGGCCAGUGGAGUCCCUCGUCCAAGGACCCCUAUACCUAUGCAUGUGGCAGCCCCACCAUGAGGAAUCGUCAAAGCUACAUGUCUCUGGAGCAGCUUUUCUCACUGUGCAAGGAGCUCAAGAUCAUGCCUGAUGUCAUCAACCGGCAAACCGUCGUCAGAAUUUUCAAGAGGGCACAAUGCGCAGGAUCAGCAAGUGCACACGCAGGCAGUAACUUUGGAUACCUCACGCAAGAGGCCUUCGUUGAUUGCAUUGGCCGGAUUGGCAUCGAAGCCUAUUCGGAUGCCCCCUACUGCGACGAGUACCCCGAGCCACAUGAGAAGAUCCAUGCAUUUCUGUGUGAUCGACUUCCCGGUGAGAUUCGAACGAUGCGAGACCGUUUUCUCUAUGGUUGUAGUGGUCGAGGGCCCACAGUACAACCUGGCUACAUUGGCGGCUAGGACCGCAUGCGAACGGAGCGUCUCACACUUUCGCAGAGCGAGCCGCCUCAAGGGCGAUGUCAUUUCUGCACAGUGAUGGCCUCAAGUCGCAGGCACAUCCUUCGUUGCUGUGCGCAAAGCGCACCAAGUGAGCAAUGAGCAUCGUGCCAUGAAAGGUGUCACUCUUC
Molecule: messenger RNA, 4236 nt
Organism: Durusdinium trenchii
Lineage: Eukaryota; Dinophyceae; Suessiales; Symbiodiniaceae
Source: the annotation of a GenBank genome assembly